AUGGCCACAAACGAAGAGUUCAUCAGAACCCAAAUAUUUGGAACUGUCUUUGAAAUAACUAACAGAUAUGCAGAUUUAAACCCAGUUGGGAUGGGUGCCUUCGGAUUAGUCUGUUCUGCCACGGAUAAUUUAACAAAUCAACCAGUAGCCAUUAAGAAAAUCAUGAAACCCUUUUCUACAGCAGUAUUGGCAAAGAGAACAUAUAGAGAAUUGAAAUUAUUGAAACAUUUAACUCAUGAAAAUUUAAUAUGUUUACAAGAUAUCUUCCUUUCUCCAUUAGAAGACAUUUAUUUCGUCACUGAAUUACAAGGUACUGAUUUACAUCGUCUUUUACAAACAAGACCACUGGAAAAACAAUUCGUUCAAUAUUUCUUGUAUCAAAUACUAAGAGGUUUGAAAUAUGUUCAUUCAGCAGGUGUAAUUCAUAGAGAUUUAAAACCAAGUAAUAUUCUUAUUAACGAAAACUGUGAUUUGAAAAUUUGCGAUUUUGGAUUAGCAAGAAUUCAAGAUCCACAAAUGACAGGAUACGUCUCGACAAGAUAUUAUAGGGCCCCUGAAAUUAUGUUAACAUGGCAAAAAUACGAUGUGGAAGUAGAUAUUUGGUCAGCUGGGUGUAUAUUCGCAGAAAUGAUAGAGGGGAAACCUUUAUUCCCCGGUAAGGAUCAUGUUCAUCAAUUCUCUAUAAUCACGGAUUUGUUAGGAUCUCCUCCAGCAGAUGUCAUUAAUACUAUUGGUUCGGAAAAUACUUUAAAAUUCGUUACUUCAUUACCUCAUAGAGAUCCAAUUCCAUUCUCACAAAGAUUUAAGACUGUAGAACCUGAUGCAGUGGAUUUAUUAGAAAAGAUGUUAGUUUUUGAACCCAAAAAAAGAGUUACCGCAGCACAAGCAUUGACACAUCCAUACCUAGCUCCAUAUCAUGAUCCAAAUGAUGAACCUGUAGCUGACGCUAAAUUCGAUUGGCAUUUCAAUGAUGCGGAUUUACCAGUAGAUACAUGGAGAGUGAUGAUGUAUUCAGAAAUAUUAGAUUUCCAUAAGAUUGGUGGUACAGAUGGUCAAAUAGAUACAACAGCUACGUUUGAUGACCAAGUGGCUGCCGCAACAGCUGCCGCCGCUCAAGCUCAAGCUCAAGCUAUGGCACAAGCACAAGCACAAGCACAAGCAGAAACACAAAGUAAAUCUCCUGAUCAAUUAAACAAUAAUAACAUUAGCUCGACUGUUUCUCCGUCACAAAUAUCAUCAACAGAGCAUCAAAAUAAUAACAAUAAUAGUAAUAAUACCGAAAAUAAUGAUGCCAUUUCAAGGUAUGGUGAUCAAGCAGUACAUUAUGCCAAUGAAUUUCAAUAA
Molecule: messenger RNA, 1344 nt
Organism: Naumovozyma dairenensis CBS 421
Lineage: Eukaryota; Fungi; Ascomycota; Saccharomycetes; Saccharomycetales; Saccharomycetaceae
Gene: HOG1
Product: mitogen-activated protein kinase HOG1
Exons: 1
Coding region: 1-1344 (447 amino acids)
Biological process (GO): protein phosphorylation; osmosensory signaling pathway; cellular response to oxidative stress
Cellular component (GO): cytoplasm; nucleus
Molecular function (GO): MAP kinase activity; ATP binding
Source: RefSeq, a predicted model, not a curated record